This is a messenger RNA of Pseudopipra pipra, 3213 nucleotides long. RefSeq names its product proto-oncogene Mas-like. Lineage: Eukaryota; Metazoa; Chordata; Aves; Passeriformes; Pipridae. Bases 2039 to 3019 code for a protein of 326 amino acids. The transcript is spliced from 2 exons. The record is from RefSeq and is a predicted model, not a curated record. Gene Ontology annotation, biological process: G protein-coupled receptor signaling pathway. Gene Ontology annotation, molecular function: G protein-coupled receptor activity. Gene Ontology annotation, cellular component: membrane.
CAUCUAUACCUAUUUCUAUCUAUAUCUGUCUAUAUCUUUGUCUAUCUAUCUCACUGUGCAUCAGCAGCACCCAGAGGAUUUCUGAACGAAUCCACCGACUGAUCCCUCAGGUAUUUUAAGCUUCCAGAAAUUAACUCCUCCAGCUGUCUUGCCACUUGCUGUUUGUGCAGACAGCUGAUAUCUUCCAAGUUACAUGUUUGUUCCCAAAGAGAUCACUGUGUGUUGACAUCAAGGUACUUUUUAGGGAUUUUUGUCUGUUUGUUUUUUAUUUUAAGGCUAAAUAAAUAGUUUAAGGUUGAGUCAUUCUGAGUUGCACUGGCAUGGCCUCUUUUUCAAGCUGAUCUCAACCCCUCUUUCAGCUCAGCAUGUGCUUCCACCCACCUCCCUCCAGCCACUCAGCUGGGAAAUGAGAUAAACACAUCACAACUGGCUGGAGACUGGGAAUUCCCGCUGCAAAUGUGGAGGCCAGCUGGAAACACCACUGUCAUUUCAAAUCAGUACACGGGGUUCAUAAAGAGAUGGUCAUUUUUAUUCCAGGGAGGUUUAGUGGAGCAGAUGGAGACGUUAGUCCGGGGAUGGCAGGAAUGUCUUCUGUGCCUUUUGUCAUUGCUGAGCCUCUCUUUUACCUGAUAAAGUUCAUAGGAAGUGAGAAUCCAGUUAGGCUGGAUCUUUAAUGUGUUGGGAUUGUAGAGUCAUUUUUCAUAGUAUCAUAGAAUCUUGGAAUAGUUUGCAUUGGAAGGAACCUUAAAGUUCAUCCAGUUCCACCCCCUGCCAUGAGCAGGGACACCUUCCACUAGAUCAGGUUACUCUAAGCCCCAUUGAACCUGGUCUUGAACACUUCCAGGGAUGGGGCAGCCAUGGCUUCUCUGGGAAAUGUGUGCCAGACUCUCACAGGGAAGAAUUUCUUCCUAAUAUCCAAUCUAAAUCUAUCUUUCCCUUUAAGGCCACUCCUCUCAGAUUUGUUAUUUGCUCUUUGUAUUUACUGUUUAUUACUUAUUGCUAUUUAUUGCUUACCAUCUAUUGUUUACUAUUUAUUCCCUACUUUAUUAUGUACUGUUUAUUACCUACGACUCACAGUUUAUUAUUUACCACCUGCACUUUAGGAUUUACUAUUAGUAUUAUUAAUUACUAUUAGUAGUGUUUAUUAAUUACUAUUCAUUAUUUACUCUUCACAUUAACAUCAUUUUAAACAAAUAUUUAACAUUAUUCACAAACAUUUGGGUAAUAUUGCUUAAUGGCUGCAGGCUUUACUUUCCCCACCAACUGAGAAAGAGAUGGAGAGGGAUAUGGAGUGAUAGGACAAGGGGGAAUGGCUUCACCUCAGAGGAUGGGUCUAUGCUGAAUAAUGGGAAGAAAUUCUUCCCUUGAGGGUGGUGAGACCCUGGCACAGGUUGUCCAGAGAAGCUGUGGCUGCCCCAUCCCUGGAAGUGUUCAAGGCCAGGUUGGACAGGGCUUGGAGCAACCUGGGAUAGUGGAAGGUGUCUUGGCCCAUGGCAGGGGGUUGGAACUGGAUGGUCCUUAAGGUCCCUCCCAGCCCAAACCAUUCCAGGAUUCCACGAACACACCUCAGGGAUGUUGCCACCAGGCACAGAGGAGAAGCAAAUGAGGAGGAAGAUGAAAAUUCCGUGCUCAAUGUGACGCCAGGUUUGCAAAGAGGAAGUGUUUGAAGGAACCAGCAAACGGGGCUGUGACGCCCGUCCCGUGGGGUGGCACUCGGGCAGGACACUUCCGCUGCUCUCAGAGGGAUGACCCAGCCCUGGCUGGGAGCACAGAUCACACCCAGGACCCAGCCCUUGCUCAGGGGCCACUCCUGAGGGAGAGGUGGGGAGCCAGAGCACGGACUGCUGAAGGCCCUCAGCAUGGAUUCACAGUGGUGCUGUUGGCCAGAUCUUGCCUGAGACAAUUUGGGCAUGUCAGCCUUGUGAAGUUUCAUGUGCAGCGCUGGCAGAGGGGACUGGAGUCUGCAGCGUUGGGACACUAAGGCUGUGCAAGGACUGUGCUCUCUCUGGAACCCCUGUGACUGGCGAGCACAAGGAAGAUGGACCGGCACCCCAGCCACAUGACCCACGACUGGCUUUCAGUGUUCCCAACUCCCACAGAGAGCCUGGACUACGGGGAUGGACACAAUGGCACUGGGUGCUUUGUGGAGCACAUCCCGGAGCUGCUCACGGGCGGCCUCACCCUGCUCACCUGCCUGUGCGGGCUGCUGGGCAACGGGGCCAUCCUCUGGCUCCUGGGCUUCCGUGUCCGCAGGAACCCCUUCAGUGCCUACCUGCUGAACCUGGCCCUGGCUGACACCUGCUUCCUGCUCUGCACCUCGGCCUUCCUCCUCAUGUACCACAUGCCCGUGCUCAGCCGCUCCCGCGCGGAGGUGCCGCGGGUGCUGCCGCUGUUCCACUCCAUGGUCCUGCUCACGUACAGCACCAGCCUGUACCUGCUCACGGCCAUCAGUGUGGAGAGGUGUGUGGGCGUCCUCUGGCCCUUCUGGUGCCGGUGCCGCCGCCCGAGGCUCCUGUCCCCCGUGGUGUGCAGCCUGCUGUGGGCACUUGCCUGCGUACUGGCCGGGCUGGUGUACUUCGUGUGUGACCUGGGGCACUCCGAGCACUGCUGGGUGGUUCUGGGAACCUUGUGCUUCCUCAGUUUCUGCGUUUUGACUCCUCUUAUGGUUGUUUCCAACGUGAUCGUCUUCAUCAAGCUCAGGCAGAGCUCUUGGCAGUACCACUCCCUGAGGCUCUACGCCGCCAUCUUCCUCACUGUGUUCUCCUUCCUCCUUUUUGGUGUCCCACUCAGCAUCCAGAUCCUCCUCAACUUCUUUGUCUACAUUAACCUUGUCUUUGAGAUCUGCCUGUUGCUCGCCUCUGUCAACAGCGGCAUCAACCCCAUUAUUUAUGUCCUGGUUGGGAGCUACGGGAAGCCCAGGCUCAGGGGAUCUGUCAAAGUGGCUCUACAGAGGGUCUUUGAAGACAGGGCUGAUUCCCAAGAGGUGGGUGAGACCCCUGUGGUGGGAACUGCUGCCUAAAUCCCUGUGGGUGCCAACUGGCACUAGAAGAGAGGCAGCCCUACCUCUGCACAGUGGGAGCAGAGCCUUUGCCUGUCUGGAUGAGUUGUGCAUCCCCAGGUCAAGGGCAUACUUGAGAUUUCCGGGGGCAGGGCUGGUUCCCACCUCAAAUUUAUAUUUAAAUUAUUAUAAUAAAUUUUUUUUCAUGUAAUUUA